Messenger RNA from Rhincodon typus (whale shark), 3264 nucleotides. It is a transcript of the gene nlgn1, whose product is annotated as neuroligin 1. Gene Ontology annotation, cellular component: postsynaptic specialization membrane; synapse; cell surface. Gene Ontology annotation, biological process: postsynaptic membrane assembly; neuron cell-cell adhesion; presynaptic membrane assembly. Lineage: Eukaryota; Metazoa; Chordata; Chondrichthyes; Orectolobiformes; Rhincodontidae. The record is from RefSeq and is a predicted model, not a curated record. The transcript has 8 exons. The coding region runs from base 697 to 3264 and encodes 855 amino acids. Gene Ontology annotation, molecular function: signaling receptor activity; neurexin family protein binding.
UUAGGGAGGUGCAAGUUAUCCAGUUACCACUAGGUGAAUCUGUGUGUCGUUUUGAAGUGCAGCCGAACGGGAAAACCUGUGUCAAAAAGCUCAUCGCCGAAAACAGAUCUCGAAGCUCUUAGCGAAAUACAUCCGAUCUGUGAAAGGUUUAUAGCGCAAAUAUCUUAAAUUCCUUCGGAUAUUCUGUGUUGAGAAUGGAAACCUCCGGGGAAGUCGGCAAAAAUUAGGUUUACAGGAAUCGACGUAAAAACGCCACUGAAUUGCUGUGUUUAGGAUUGCCCCGCCGAAAUAGUUGUACGAUAGCUGGGUUUUAAUGGUGGUGAAUGGGGAAACUAUUACAAUUUGGAGAAAUGUUGGUAUGUAGCCUCUGAACAGCAGUGAGCCGAAUUGUUUCGCAUCUGAAAUCGCCAAAUGCAUCGUGCCGUCGAUUAGGGCCACAAAUAUCUUGAUGCGCAUAAUUGAAAGGAGAUCCGCCGUGGUCAAUCAAUUUCUUCAUGUUGGCACAAAAAAGAAAUUUUAUGAUGUUGACUGAAAAAUAGCAACCAUCGUCAAUUAUGAAUUCCAUCGGGGAGUUUUGCUGAUUUCAAAAGCUUCUGCGAUUUGCCUUAGGACUCUGUAUAAACUUCUUGUAGCUUUCUGAGAUUUCAACCAAAUACCAAACAGGAUUUCUAUAUUUCUGGAGACGCAUUGUGGAAAAUGUCACUUCACCAGGAGAGGCAACCAUGGCUCAAUUGCAUAUUUAAAAAGGUGAUGGCUCAUCCAGUGCGAAUGGGAUUUGAUAUAACCUUCUUCCUUUGGAUACUUGGAUUUGCGUGGAAGGGCAACCUGGUGCUCUGCCAGAAAUUAGAUGACACUUACCCAAUUGUGAACACCAAUUAUGGCAGACUGAGGGGGAUUAAAAAAGAAUUGAGUAAUGAAAUCUUGGGCCCAGUAAUCCAGUAUCUAGGUGUACCAUAUGCUGCUUCACCAACGGGAGAUCGUCGCUUCCAACCCCCUGAACCCCCCUCUUCUUGGUCAGAAAUCCGAAAUGCUACCCAUUUUGCACCAGUCUGUCCCCAGAAUAUACAUGGUAUGUUACCAGAUGUUAUGCUUCCAGUGUGGUUUACUGCCAACUUGGAAGUAAUUGCCUCUUAUGUCCAAGAACAGAAUGAAGAUUGCCUCUUUCUAAACAUAUACGUGCCUACUGAAGAUGUAAAAAGAAUAUCGAAGGAAUGUGCCAGAAAACCCGGCAAGAAAAUAUGUAGAAAAGGAGGUCCCCUUGCAAAGAAACAGGCUGAUGAUUUAGGUGAUAAUGAUGGCGCAGAAGAUGAAGAUAUUCGAGAUAGUGGACCUAAACCUGUUAUGGUAUUCAUCCAUGGUGGAUCAUACAUGGAGGGCACUGGAAAUAUACUUGAUGGAAGUGUACUGGCAAGUUAUGGCAAUGUCAUAGUCAUCACUGUCAACUACCGGCUUGGUGUUUUAGGAUUUUUAAGCACCGGUGACCAAGCUGCUAAAGGAAAUUAUGGGCUUCUUGAUCAAAUACAAGCAUUACGCUGGAUUAGUGAAAAUAUUGCUUUCUUCAGUGGCGAUCCAUUACGAAUAACUGUUUUUGGAUCAGGCGCUGGUGCCUCUUGUGUCAAUCUGUUGACUUUAUCCCAUUAUUCUGAAGGACUUUUUCAGAGAGCAAUAGCACAAAGUGGUACCGCUUUGUCCAGCUGGGCAGUCAGCUAUCAGCCAGCAAAGUUCGCAAGGCAGUUAGCCACUAAAGUUGGCUGCAACAUGAUAGAUACCAUUGACUUGAUAGAAUGCUUACGUACUAAACAGUACAAAGAACUUGUUGAACAAGACAUCCAGCCUGCAAGAUACCACAUUGCCUUUGGACCAGUCAUUGACGGAGAUGUUAUACCUGAUGACCCUCAAAUUCUAAUGGAACAGGGUGAAUUCCUUAACUAUGACAUAAUGCUAGGAGUAAAUCAAGGUGAGGGAUAUAAAUUUGUCGAAAGCAUAGUGGACAAUGAGGAUGGAGUUUCAGCCAGUGAUUUCGACUUUGCUGUGUCUAAUUUUGUGGAUAACUUGUAUGGUUAUCCUGAAGGAAAGGAUGUCCUGAGAGAGACCAUUAAAUUCAUGUACACAGAUUGGGCAGACCGGCACAAUCCAGAAACACGGAGGAAAACAUUGCUGGCUUUGUUUACUGACCAUCAGUGGGUGGCACCAGCAGUGGCUACAGCUGAUCUUCACUCGGGCUUUGGUUCACCUACUUUCUUCUAUGCCUUUUAUCAUCACUGCCAGAGUGACAUGAUGCCAGCUUGGGCUGAUGCUUCUCAUGGAGAUGAAAUCCCUUAUGUGUUUGGGGUCCCGAUGAUUGGUGCUACUGAACUGUUCCCUUGUAAUUUCUCCAAAAAUGAUGUCAUGCUAAGCGCCGUUGUGAUGACAUACUGGACUAACUUUGCAAAAACAGGAGACCCAAAUCAACCUGUUCCUCAGGAUACUAAAUUUAUCCACACGAAGCCGAACCGUUUUGAAGAGGUUGCCUGGUCAAGGUAUUCUCAGAAAGACCAACUUUAUCUUCACAUUGGACUCAAACCACGAGUUAAAGAGCAUUACAGAGCUAAUAAAGUCAAUUUAUGGUUGGAGUUGGUUCCUCACUUACAUAGUCUGAAUGACAUUUCUCAGUACACUUCAACAACAACAAAAGUCCCUUCAGAAAUUACGCACAGACCAUCCAAGAAGUGGUCUGUUACUACCAAGCGUCCUGCGACAUCAGUCUUUCCUACUGUCAAACAGGAUGACCAGAAGCAUUCAGGUGGUCCUUUCUUGGUUGAUCAAAGAGACUAUUCAACAGAGUUAAGUGUUACAAUUGCAGUUGGAGCCUCCUUAUUAUUUUUGAACAUCCUCGCCUUUGCAGCAUUGUAUUAUAAGAAGGAUAAGAGGAGGCAUGAUGUGCACAGAAGAUGCAGCCCUCAACGUAACACUACCAAUGACCUGACUCAUGCACAAGAAGAAGAGAUUAUGUCGCUACAGAUGAAGCACACAGAUCUUGAUCAUGAAUGUGAUUCUAUCCAUCCACAUGAGGUUGUUCUGCGGACAGCCUGUCCUCCGGAUUAUACAUUAGCAAUGAGGCGAUCUCCAGAUGAUAUACCUUUAAUGACCCCCAACACCAUUACACUGAUUCCAAAUACCAUACCUGGAAUGCAGCCUCUGCAUACAUUCAACACAUUUACUGGAGGACAAAACAACACCCUUCCACAUCCUCAUCCCCAUUCACAUUCAACAACCAGGGUAUAG